This is a messenger RNA of Sardina pilchardus (European sardine), 2472 nucleotides long. RefSeq names its product protocadherin alpha-8-like. Gene Ontology annotation, cellular component: plasma membrane. The record is from RefSeq and is a predicted model, not a curated record. Gene Ontology annotation, molecular function: calcium ion binding. NCBI's taxonomy places the organism in Eukaryota, Metazoa, Chordata, Actinopteri, Clupeiformes, Clupeidae. The transcript is spliced from 2 exons. Gene Ontology annotation, biological process: homophilic cell-cell adhesion. The coding region runs from base 1 to 2472 and encodes 823 amino acids.
AUGGGUGUUGCAGUUGGAGGAUACGCAUGGACCUGGAUUCUGCUGCUUUGGGACUUGUCUACCGGGCAGAUUGUAUAUUCGGUUUCGGAGGAGGUGAGCAAAGGUACAGUAGUUGGGAAUAUAGCAAAGGACUUGAACAUGAAUGUACAGGAACUGCAGUCACGCACGUUUCAAAUCGUAUCCGGAUCUAACAAGAAGUACUUUGAUGUAAAUGUAAAAACCGGAGACUUGAUUGUCAACGACAUAAUUGACAGAGAGCAGAUUUGUGGGACUAAUAGCAAGUGUGCCUUAAAGAUAGAAGCCCUGGCUACAAACCCACACGGCCUGUACAGAUUUCAGAUAAAUGUUUUGGAUAUAAAUGAUAACGCACCAAGAUUCCCGAUUAACACUCAAACAUUAAACAUAACGGAAAACGCGAGUCCUGGAGAGAGACUGCAUCUGCCUGUAGCAGAGGAUCCUGAUACAGGAAGUAAUUCUGUUAAAAGCUACACGCUAAGUCCUAAUGAAUAUUUCGCUUUAGAAGUACAGAGCGAGGGAGGACAGGGUCUAUCCGUAGAAUUAGUGCUGCAGAAAGCAUUAGAUCGAGAGAAACAGUCUGCUAUAUCGCUUGUACUGACUGCACUCGAUGGGGGCAAACCUACAAAGUCUGGAACUUUAGACAUUUUGAUAAACGUUUUGGAUGUAAAUGAUAACAACCCUGUAUUUGGUAAAUCACUUUAUAAAGUCCAGGUCGCAGAGAAUGUUUCUUUUGGAACAGUGUUGACCUCUGUCACUGCUACUGAUGCAGAUGAGGGUUUGAAUGGAGGGAUUCGGUAUUCUUUAAUUGGUCAUAGAAAUUCUCAAGCUUCUGAGAUGUUCAAUAUAAAAUCAGAUACUGGAGAGAUAAAAGUGCAAGGACAACUUGAUUAUGAGGAAAACCCUGCCAUUGAAUUGAGAGUUCAAGCCACUGAUACAGGUUCUCCACCAAGGAGCUCACAAUGCAAAGUUUUAGUGGAGGUAAUAGAUGUGAAUGACAAUGCACCUGAAAUAACAGUGACACCACUCCUGCAGACUGUCAGAGAGGAUACCAAGCUUGGCACAGCUGUUGCCUUAGUUACUGUAUCGGAUGAGGAUGGAGGAAAAAAUGGAGAUGUGCAAUGCGUUGUCAAAGGCACUGUUCCAUUCAAACUUGAAUCUAACUAUGAAAAUUAUUAUUCCUUGGUGGUAAAUGGAAAAUUAGAUAGAGAAAAAGACUCUGAUUACAACGUCACUAUCAUAGCCACUGAUAAUGGGUCCCCCUCUCUCUCCACUGCUAGUGAUUUUGUAGUUCACAUUUCCGAUGUUAAUGAUAAUGCCCCUCGCUUCCCAGAGUUCCUGAUGAACGUUUAUAUGAAGGAGAACAGUCCUGUGGGAAGCGUCAUUGCGACAAUCAGUGCUUACGACCCAGACCUUGAGGAAAACGCAAAGCUAUCUUACUCAUUAAUUGAUGAUAAAAGUGCCAAUAUGCCUAUAUCAACCUUGUUGAACAUUAAUUCUGUAACUGGUGAAAUAUACAGCCUGCAGUCCUUCAACUACGAGGAAAUUAAAAAGUUUAAUUUUCAAGCCCAAGCUUCAGACUCUGGUGUUCCUGCAUUAAGCAGCAAUGUGACUGUACAUGUUCUCAUCUUAGAUGAAAAUGACAACAGCCCCGUUAUUCUCCCGCCGUAUUCUGACCAAGGCUCCGUGAACUCUGAGAACAUUCCCUACUCUGCUGAAGCGGGCUACUUUGUGGCCAAGAUCAGGGCUGUGGACGCGGACUCUGGCUACAACGCGCUGCUCUCUUAUCACAUCUCUGAACCCAAAAGCACAAACCUGUUCCGAAUCGGAACCACCUCUGGAGAAAUAAGGACCAAGAGACGGAUGAGUGACAAUGAUCUAAAAACACACCCAUUGAUCAUUACUGUGUCUGACCAUGGAGAACACCCUCUUUCUGCGUCCGUCUCUUUUGAUGUUGUGGUGUUUGAAAGUGCAGUUGAUAUACCAACAACUCUCAGAAAAGUUCCACAGAAGUAUGAUGGAUUUUCUGAUCUAAAUCUCUACUUGCUCUUGGCCAUUGCGUCAGUAUCGGCCAUACUCCUCAUCAGUUUCAUCACUUUAAUAGCAGUGAAAUGCCACAGGACUGAUGGUAUUUUCAGCAGCUGCAGCGCCCCCAUGAUCACCACUCACCCAGACGGGAGCUGGUCUUACUCUAAAACUACUCAGCAGUAUGACGUGUGUUUUAGCUCAGACACACUCAAGAGUGACGUAGUAGUGUUCCCAUCACCAUUUCCGCCUGCGGACGCCGAGCUAAUAAGUAUUGAUGGAGGAGACACUUGUAAACGGACACAGACUCUACCCACUACUCAGAAGUCGGCAAGCCUGUUUGUUGCUCCUAACACCUCCUGCCUGCUGCCCGCUGCCUGUCACGCUUCCAAUGGCCGCGGCCCCACGCCCCAGUCAUGCAGCUGUCAGUGA